CUUACCUAUAGAUUAAAUGAUUAUAAAUAAUCAAAAAAUAAAAAAUUAAAUAUCUACAUAAUAAUUUUGUGUAUUUUACUACUCGUAUUUUUAUACUUGCCACUCUAGUAUUUAUCUUUUCAAUAAGCUCGGUGAUUUCCGCGAUCGGAGUAUCGAGAUUCUCCGGUCGCCGGGAAACCGCUUUCAGCAGCUCGAUCUCUGUUGUUUAUAUCCAUAAAAACAAAGUUUACCUUUUUUUUCCUUUCUAUUUUACCAUUUCCGAUUGGAUUUGACUUGAAUCAAGCUCCAUCAGAGCAUCUCCCUUUCAUUUUUUGAGGGAAUUGUAUAAGCCAGUCCCGGAUUUUAGACUGCUCUGCUUGUGAAGACGAAUUUCACCCUGUUUAUAGCAAUUGAAUUGAACUUUUCGGAUAUUCAAAGCUGGAAGAGAUGGAAUCGCAGUUGGAUGAUUAGUGAUCUUCGUUAAUAGAUCCAUUUUUUUCUGAGAUCGCUUUUUUUUUUAUCUGUCUGUUGUUCGGAACUUCAGCCCUGGACGGAGCUUGCCGGAAAGUAAUGGUUCCGGCUGAAAGGACUACACAGGAUCAAAAUGGAGGGACCAACAUCCAUGGUUCAAUGGAUUUAGGGAUUACAGAGUCUAAGAGCAUCCGGCAGCUUGCCCAUUUGCAUGAGCAUGCUCUAAAGGUAAGAAAACCAUACACCAUCACUAAACAACGGGAAAGAUGGACAGAAGAAGAGCAUAACAAAUUUCUUGAAGCCUUGAAACUGUAUGGUAGGGCAUGGAGGCGCAUCGAAGAUCAUGUGGGCACAAAAACAGCAGUUCAGAUUAGAAGCCAUGCCCAGAAGUUUUUUUCCAAGGUUGCUCGUGAGACAGAGGGCAGUGAUGUCAUUUCCUCUAACCCGAUUGAAAUACCCCCUCCUCGUCCAAAAAGGAAGCCGUUGCACCCUUAUCCUCGCAAACAAGUAACUCCAGUCGCAGGCUCCACCCUAGAGAAACGGGAAACCCAAUCUCCUGCUUCUGUAUUAUCCCCACUUUCUUCAGAAGGAGAAGAGAUGACAAACUCAGGACUUAAUGGUAGUAGCCCACAUCCUGUUUCAUCAGUUCUGGGUGAGGAAUCGUCUUGUUUGGUUAUACCUUCUGAACAAUGCAAUUUGGCUGUAGAAGGGAGCAGAUCUUAUUCUUCACAUAUCCAUGUGGAUACUAAUCCUAGUCCGAAUGAGCAGCCUUUCGUGAGUCUAGAGCUGUUCCCUCAAGAAAACGGAUUCAUUGAUGACUCUUCGACUGAGGCAUCAUCUACACACUCUUUGAAGCUCUUUGGAAGGACAGUAUUAGUAACCGACUCUCAUAAGCCGUCUUCUCCUACUUCUGGCGCCUCUGUGGAACUGCUGCCAACUCAAGAAGUAGAAGAAGACAAGCUCACAUCACAAACACUUCCAUGGGGCUUCAUUCCGGUGAAACUUAUGCUGGGAACUUCAGAUUCCCUAUAUUACCCUUCCCUGCCGUGGGCACUCCCAUACACAGCCGUGUCUUUUUCCUCUAGUAGUGCCCAACAAGUGCAUGGUCCAAUCCCAAUCAAACCACAGCCAGUGUUUGAAAACAAAGACAGGGAAGAAGACCAAGAAAAGCACAUGGAAGUCUCCUCAUCUAGCAGCAGAUCAUUUGAGACUAGUAAGAUGAAACUCAGCGCAAGCUCCACCAGGAGAAAGAAUGGGUUUUUGCCUUACAAGAGAUGUUUAACGGAACGAGCUAACCACGGUCCCGGCGAGGAGAGAGAAGAACACCCAACCCGAUUAUGUUUAUAGGCCCAGUAUGGCGGAGGCAGGAUCGCGUUCUAGGGGGGCCCCACCAUGCUGAAAUUAUUGAAAAUGUCAGUGAGCGGUGCACAGUUGACAUAAGCAACGAGUGCUAAGGGGGUAAGACCUGACUUCGAUUCUUUUGCAAGUACCAGGUGCAUGCUCCUAACUCUCCCACCAAUUUGCGAUCUAAGUCUAAUUGAUCUCUUUUCAAUGACCAUACGACCGAAAUUAAAGAGUCGGGGGGGGGGGUUCGUCAUUUUUUUGAAAAAUGGAGGACACUUGUCAGAAUUGCCUCGGGGGACACAUGCCCUAGCAUCCCCCUGCCUGCCUCUGCCACUUUAUAGCUAACCGAAGAUUUUGUUGAUAAUGGUGUAAACUAUAGAGCACAAGCGUUUCUGGCUUCCUUCCAAUCGUCCUUUCCAGAACAUGUUUCUUGCCUGAAUAUUGAUUGAUGUCUUGUAAAGGGGCAAGUGAGUAACCUCACUCUUGUAGCUACCUAACAUCUUGUACCUUUUUUUUUCUUUUUGUUGUGUACAAUGGGGGAAGUUCAUACCAUUCAAUCUGUUAUGGGAAAGUCAUGAAUUUUUAGCCAAUGGCGGAAUAUAUAGAUUUUUAGUUG
This is a messenger RNA of Cuscuta campestris, 2410 nucleotides long. The record is from the annotation of a GenBank genome assembly. Lineage: Eukaryota; Viridiplantae; Streptophyta; Magnoliopsida; Solanales; Convolvulaceae.